CGCUCUUCUGCUGCAGCGCCGCCUCUCGUCCUCCCGGCGUCAUCGUCGCCGCCCUGAUCUCCGCAGGCCGGCGUGUGGCGGAGAUCCAUCCGUGCUUGAACUGACUCCUUCCUUAGCUACAAGUACCUAUUAUCAACCAUGUUUGGACGCAUGCCAAGGAAGAGUAGUAACAAUACCAAGUAUUACGAGGUUCUUGGUGUGUCUAAGACCGCAAGUCAGGAUGAGCUUAAGAAAGCAUACAGAAAAGCUGCCAUAAAAAACCAUCCUGAUAAGGGUGGAGACCCUGAGAAGUUUAAAGAGCUGUCUCAAGCUUAUGAUGUUCUUAGUGACCCGGAGAAGAGGGAGAUCUAUGACCAGUAUGGAGAAGAUGCCCUUAAGGAAGGAAUGGGAGGAGGCAGCAGCAGUGAUUUCCAUAGCCCUUUCGACAUUUUUGAGCAACUUUUUCCGGGUUCUAGCACCUUUGGGGGUGGUAGCUCAAGAGGACGCAGACAAAAGCGUGGUGAAGAUGUGGUGCAUACUAUGAAGGUUUCCUUAGACGAUCUGUACAAUGGGACAACCAAGAAACUAUCUUUAUCGCGGAGUGCUUUGUGCUCCAAGUGCAAGGGGAAAGGAUCCAAGAGUGGGGCAUCAGGAACAUGCCAUGGUUGUCGUGGUGCUGGAAUGAGAACAAUCACAAGACAGAUAGGCCUUGGCAUGAUCCAACAGAUGAACACUGUUUGCCCUGAAUGCAAAGGAUCAGGUGAGAUCAUAAGUGACAAGGACAAAUGCCCAAGCUGUAAAGGAAACAAGGUAGUCCAGGAGAAGAAGGUGUUAGAGGUUCAUGUGGAGAAAGGAAUGCAACAUAACCAAAAGAUUGUAUUCCAGGGUCAAGCUGAUGAAGCUCCUGAUACGGUUACAGGAGACAUUGUUUUUGUCUUGCAACUUAAAGACCAUCCAAAAUUUAAGAGGAUGUACGAUGACUUAUAUGUUGAGCACACAAUCUCUCUCACCGAAGCAUUGUGUGGCUUCCAGUUUGUUCUUACUCAUCUUGAUGGGCGACAGCUUCUGAUCAAAUCUGACCCCGGGGAGGUUAUUAAACCAGGUCAACACAAGGCCAUUAACGAUGAAGGUAUGCCUCAGCAUGGCCGUCCUUUCAUGAAGGGCCGUCUGUUUGUUGAAUUCAACGUGGUGUUUCCCGAGCCUGGUGCGCUCUCCCCUGCCCAGUGCCGAUCGUUGGAGAAGAUCCUUCCGCCGAAACCAGGGAGCCAACUGUCGGACAUGGAGCUGGACCAGUGCGAGGAGACCACCCUUCACGAUGUCAACAUUGAAGAGGAGAUGAGGCGCAGGCAGCAGCAGAAGAAGCAGGAAGCCUACGAUGAAGACGAGGAGGAGGAUGCUCAACCAAGGGUGCAAUGUGCCCAGCAGUAAAAUCCGUGUUCGUUGGAACUGUUCUCCAAAAGUUUCAGCAGGAUUUUUUAUCCAUCUGAUCAUCUCGAUUCUUUUUGGCAAAAAUAUAAUCGUUUUAUAAACUUUAAACUGUUAGUUCCAUCCUAGUGUCAGGGAAAAAAUGAGAGCCCGGAAUGGCAUGUUCCUUGUUUGAACUGCAAUGCGUGAUUGGUGUUAGUUAAGCUCUGCUCCAUGUUAUUUUGUUGUACCCGUGAAAAAGGUAUCAUGUUCAUGGUGUGCUACUAUUUUUGAUGUGUAAGAAACAUUGAGCUUGCUGGUAGUGAUGAUUUGUGAUGCACCCUGGGGUGCUGGCUC
Zea mays is the source of this 1740-nucleotide messenger RNA. RefSeq names its product putative dnaJ chaperone family protein. Gene Ontology annotation, molecular function: ATP binding; Hsp70 protein binding. The record is from RefSeq and is marked provisional. NCBI's taxonomy places the organism in Eukaryota, Viridiplantae, Streptophyta, Magnoliopsida, Poales, Poaceae. Bases 139 to 1407 code for a protein of 422 amino acids. Gene Ontology annotation, biological process: response to heat; protein folding. The transcript has 8 exons.